Molecule: messenger RNA, 3754 nt
Organism: Ctenocephalides felis (cat flea)
Lineage: Eukaryota; Metazoa; Arthropoda; Insecta; Siphonaptera; Pulicidae
Exons: 7
Coding region: 304-3705 (1133 amino acids)
Biological process (GO): regulation of transcription by RNA polymerase II
Molecular function (GO): DNA-binding transcription factor activity, RNA polymerase II-specific; RNA polymerase II cis-regulatory region sequence-specific DNA binding
Source: RefSeq, a predicted model, not a curated record
AAGAAAAUGGAUGGUUUAUCUGACCAUUGUUAAGAUAUGUGAUGUUAUUUAUUCUGUACAUUUAUGUUGCAUAGAGUCAUGAUUGGUAAAUUGACUAUUUUUCACAAUGUGGUAUUUUUAAUAUGUGAAACAUACGUCUAUAAGGUUCGCGGAUGAGUUUUUCGAAUAAUAUGACAUUGUAUAUAAAGUAUAUUAUUGGAGUUGAUAGCUGUCAAAAAGACAGCACUUUGUUGAACAUGGGCAAUUCGUAAGAAGCAAAGUAUUUUGACGAAAAGGAAGUAUGUGUUUUAAAUAAACAAUCUCAUGGAAGAUGUAAAGAAUAUUUUAGGAGCAGCUGGGGCUGCUUGUGAAAUUAAACGGGAGAAAAUGGACAAAAUACAACAGUUGGUCGAUAAUACAUUAAGUGAUCAGUCGCGGCAAAAUAUCCUUAAUAUUUUGGAACAGAUAUCACAUUUAUCUGGUCCAGAGCGAUUACUAUUGUACCUGAAACUUCCCGGUGGUCAGCCAUCAACACAGGAUCCUUUAAGACAUCCUCCGAAUCCCCUUGGGACAAGGCAUGAAAUAAGCACUACUGCCGCAUGGGUUCGAACACAUUUAGAACAUGAUCCUGAGGUCUCUGUGCCAAAACAAGAUGUUUAUGAUGAAUAUCUAGCCUACUGUACAACAGCUAAUUUAAAACCACUUUCUACGGCUGAUUUUGGCAAAGUCAUGAAACAAGUAUUUCCAAAUCUGAGACCUAGAAGACUUGGAACACGUGGCCAUUCUAGAUAUUGUUAUGCAGCCAUGAGAAAAGCUCGAAGUUUAGCUCCUCCAAUGCUUCCUGACUUAAGUGCUGAGCCUGAUGACUCAACUUCAAAUCAAAAUGAUGUGUGGUCGAUUAUUCAACCAUGGGCUGAAAAGACUUUGCAUCAGAGUUUUUCAAAUAUAGAGGGCUUUGCAGAUUUUAUCAAUAAAUUGGUUGCACAGCGCAAAGAUGCACCAUCUGAUUCCACUCAAUCUAAACUAAAUAAUCGGGACCACAGAGAAGGAAAAAAACGCAUGCUACCUCCAUUGAAGUCACCUAGAGCUAAGAAAAACAAAAUGCAGAAUUCUAAUUCUCAGACUUUUGUGAAUAGAAAUAACAAUGUGUCCACUUGUAUUGCUCCUGAUAUGAUAAAAGAUCUCAAUCAGCAAAUGGUAAAGUCUGAACUUGCAAAUGAAAAUGUAGAGUUAAUAAAGGAUUCUAAUCUUGCACCCCUUGAGCAUGAUAAAUCAUAUAACACUUGUUAUAGUACAAAAAUAAAUCCAAUGGGAUUUAAUGAACUGGACCCAGUGGCAGGAGUCAGCGGACUACCUGUAGAAUGCAGUGAUAUAGCAUUAAAUUUAGCUGAUAAGCCUUUAAAAGAUCGAAUUAAUAUAAUGAAAACAUGUACAAAUCUAGUUGACGAUAAAUCUAACUAUAUUAUGCCAAUGAACUUGUCUAAUAAUAACCUGACUGGUACAAAUAUUAACUGUGAUACCAUCAAUAUCAAAGAUGAAACUCAAGAUAAUCUUCUUGAAUUAAAUGGUUUAAAUAAAAGGAAGAAUAUUAAAAAAUGUAAUAACACUAAAAAGAGACGGAAUACUUUAUCUAGAAGGUUUAGCAGUGGAGAUCUCAUUGGACAAAAUAAUUUUGCAUCUGGUGGCACAAUGAAUAAUAUGUCACUGAAAGAUUCUUUAGGAAAUUUAGGUACAAGUGAAAGCACUCCUAAUCUGUUAUUUAAUUCUCAAUCAAAUAUUAUGCCUCAAAAAUAUAAUGACAUGCCAACUAAAACUUCUACUUGUGUAAUCAAUACAUUUGAUUUUCAUACCACUGACAUACAAAAUAAUAGAUUGGGAUUAAAUGAAGCUGAUUCUGUUUAUUCUAAUAUCAUUGCUCCGGGUGAGCAGGUUUUGAAUCAAAUAACAAAUGAAGUGAAAGAAGAACUUCCUGCUAUUGUACCCACCAAUGGUUCUCAAAUCAUUCCUGAAAUAAUUACCGAGUCUGUUAUAGAUUGUGUUGAUAACAAUGAUGUUAAAAUUAAAAUAGAACAGGAUGAAGCAACAAGUCAAAAUACAUUGGAUAUCUUACCAACUGAAAUUCCUAGAGAACGUGUUAUUAGUAUAUGUAGUUUGGAUAAAGAUGCCCUAGAUGGUUACUUACAUGGUGGUGAUAAUAGUCAAGAACAAGAAGAGGAGUUAUUGCAAUAUUUUCAACAAGAUUCAUCUUCUGCAUCUAAAUUAGAGCAGCCACCUAAUAAUAAAAGUGAUGAUAAGUUAAACUUAGAUGCUUUAAAUGACCGGUUAAGCCAAGAUUCUGUUAAAUCAAAUGUUGGUGUACAACUAAACAAUACUUCAGGUAAAACAUUAUCUGCUCAAGACCGACUUUCUCAAUUACGUUUCCUUCUUGAAAAAAAUAUGCAAGGAUCAAAACCUGAAAAUAACGAUAAACCUCCUACAUAUAUUAAGAAAUAUACUCAAGCAGUACAGGAUAAUCUAAAUUUUAAUCACAUCUCUGCAUCUGAAAGUUUAGCUAUAUUAUCACAAAGAAGAAAUAAUUUAUUAAAACCUUUACCUAAUACUAAAAUGAAUAAUGGCUUGAGUGCAAGAAGACAUGUAAGCUUUGAUAGUAAUCCGGUGUGUGCCAUGAAAGAAGAAGUUCCACAAAGCCCAACAACUAGAAGAAAAAACUGCAGUUUUAUGCCAAUUCCAUCGUCACCGUUAUCUCCUCAUACUAAAACAGGAUUUGGUAAUACAAGUCCUAAGUCAGCGAGUUCUAAUGCAAGCCCUUUUGUCAGUCCAAGAAAUACGCCAGCUUUAAGGCAGAGAUCUAUGUUUGACAAGUUGAUGAAAUCUAACAAAAAUUUACAAACUGAUGCUGCUGCUUCUAUGUUAUCUGUGAAUAAUAUGAACAUUCGAUCUCAAUCUGUUCCUCUUCACAUGAAAAGUAUGGUUUCACCUGGUCAGAGUCCAUUAUUCUUCAACACACAGUAUCCGCAAAACAUCAUUCCUCAGCAAAUGAUGAGUUACAAUCCAUCAGCCAGCAGUUCAGUAGGUGCUACACCUGUUCCACCUGAAUAUAAUGAUUUUGAUACUAAUUACAUAGAUAUGAUAAAUUCAACUACAGAUAUAAUGUGUGCUAAUACUUUGAAUAAUAAUUUCCAAGACGAUCUUAGCGUUCCUAUUGUUGAGUCUGAUCAGUCUGAAAAUGUUUAUGCUGCAAUGGAAAUGAAUCAAAUUUUGCCUCAAACAGACUUUGCUGAUAUAAGAUCUUUGAAAAGAUCUAUGAGCAUAGAAAAUAAUUUUCCAAUUAUGGACGGCGAUGAUUCUAAGGGUAUAGCGUCCAGAUCGGUACCUAGCACGCCGAUAUCAUACAACAAAAUAUCUUUAGAUUUUCAGUUACCACAACAAUUUAAAGAAUUCGAUUCAAUGAUCUCAAAAUCUGUUCCAUCGACGCCUUUGCGUGAUAGAAGCUUUCAAUAUAGCCCAACUUAUCGAAGCCGAGAUUUCUUAAUCAAUGGUAACUCGGUCGAGGCUUAUAAGAAUUCUAUGACACCAAUAGACAAUGGUGUCAUAGAUGAUUUAUCGGAAUUGGAGCACCAGAAAGCAUUGCAAUUAACAAGUAUAGAGCAAGAGUUAACGGAUUUCGGUGCUACGGAUGCUAUCAUGUCGGGUGAUAUAAUGAGUGAAUUGGGAGGAGAAUUAUAGGACUGGGUGAGUGAUUUAGAACGAAAAACAUUUUUUUAAUAAAUUAAGU